Messenger RNA from Rhinolophus ferrumequinum (greater horseshoe bat), 2337 nucleotides. RefSeq names its product RIC8 guanine nucleotide exchange factor A (gene RIC8A). NCBI's taxonomy places the organism in Eukaryota, Metazoa, Chordata, Mammalia, Chiroptera, Rhinolophidae. The transcript has 10 exons. Gene Ontology annotation, biological process: G protein-coupled receptor signaling pathway. The coding region runs from base 151 to 1743 and encodes 530 amino acids. Gene Ontology annotation, cellular component: plasma membrane; cytoplasm. The record is from RefSeq and is a predicted model, not a curated record. Gene Ontology annotation, molecular function: G-protein alpha-subunit binding; guanyl-nucleotide exchange factor activity.
CCCGCGCGAGCUCCGCCCCGCCCCGCGGCGCCGCGCACGCCGGUCCCGGCGACCCCCACGCAUCGAGUCAGGGAGAGGCGUUUGGAGUCCGGUCCGGAACCGCGGAGCGUGGCCCCUCCCUCCUUCCCGGCGCCGCGUGCCGGGGGCGCCAUGGAUCCCGGUGCGGUUGCGGAUGCCGUGGAGACGGGAGAGGAGGACGUAAUUAUGGAGGCUCUGCGCACGUACAACCUGGAGAAUUCCCAGAGCUUCACGUUUGAGGACGCCCAACAGGAGGACAGGAAGAGGCUGGCGGAGCUGCUGGUUUUGGGCCUGGAGCAGGGCUUGCCGCUCUCCCGCCGCGUCACCUGGCUGCAGAGCAUCCGCAUCCUGUCCAGGGACCGCAGCUGCCUGGACCCCUUCACCAGCCGCCAGAGCCUGCAGGCACUGGCCUGCUAUGCUGGCAUCUCCGGCUCCGCGGGGUUAGCUCCUAAGGCCCUGAACAUGGACAUUGUCCUCGAGGCCCUCAAGUGCCUGUGCAACCUGGUGCUCAGCAGCCCGGAGGCACAGGUGCUGGCAGCAGAGGCCCGCCUGGUGGUGAGCCUGGCGGAGCGCGUGGGGCUGCACGGGGAGAGCGGCGUCCCGCACGACGUCCAGUUCUUUGACUUGCGCCUCCUCUUCCUGUUGACGGCGCUGCGUGCCGACGUUCGCCAGCAGCUGUUUCAGGAGCUGCAGGGUGUGCGUCUACUGACAGAGGCGCUGGAGCUGACGCUGGGGGUGACCCCCAAAGACAGCACCCCGAGGUCUCUUCCUCCCCAGGAGACAGAGCGGGCCAUGGAGAUCCUCAAGGUGCUUUUCAACAUCACGUUCGACUCUGUUAAGAGGGAGGUGGACCAGGAAGAUGCUGCCCUUUACCGGCACCUGGGGACCCUCCUGCGGCACUGUGUGAUGGUGGCUGCUGCUGGAGACCGCACGGAGGAGUUCCAUGGCCACACAGUGAACCUCUUGGGGAACUUGCCCCUCCAGUGUCUGGAUGUCCUCCUCACCCUGGAACCGCAGGAAGGGUCCCUGGAGUUCCUGGGCGUGAACAUGGAUGUGAUCCGUGUCCUCCUCAGCUUCCUGGAGAAGCGUCUGCACCAGACGCACAGGCUGAAGGAGCGCGUGGCCCCCGUGCUGAGCGUGCUGACUGAGUGUGCCCGCCUGCACCGCCCCGCCCGCAAGUUCCUGAAGGCCCAGGUGCUGCCCCCGCUGAGGGACGUGAGGACGCGGCCGGAGGUGGGCGAGCUGCUGCGGAACAAGCUGGUGCGCCUCAUGACCCACCUGGACACCGACGUGAAGAGGGUGGCGGCCGAGUUCCUGUUCGUCCUCUGCUCCGAGAGCGUGCCCCGCUUCGUCAAGUACACGGGCUACGGAAACGCCGCUGGCCUCCUGGCUGCCCGGGGCCUCAUGGCAGGGGGCCGGCCUCCAGGCCAGUACUCGGAGGACGAGGACACGGACACAGACGAGUACAAAGAAGCCAAGGCCAGCAUAAACCCAGUGACCGGGAGGGUGGAAGAGAAGCCGCCCAACCCCAUGGCGGGCAUGACGGACGAGCAGAAGGAGCACGAGGCCAUGAGGCUGGUGAACAUGCUUGACAAGCUCUCCAGGCACAGAGUCAUCCAGCCCAUGGGCAUGAGUCCCCGGGGACAGCUUACAUCCCUGCAGGACGCUGUGUGCGAGAGCCUGCAGGGGCAGGUCUGCUCGGACUCCGACUCGGACCCCGACUGAGGACAGCCACACUUCUGCUGCCCCUUCAGCACCGGUGCUGUCCAUGGUGCCAUGACCUGGGCACCACAGCCCCCUCCAGCUUGGAGACCCUUUCUCUUUGUCCCAAAAUUUUGUUCAUGAUUCCCUCUGGUCCAAUUUCUUGUCUCGGGGACUGCGAGGGUCUUUCCUGCUAUCACUCUGGGAACUCGGCCUGAAGUCCCACAAAUGAAGUAGUUGCUUUGAUGUGAGCUGCCGCCUGAGGGCGGGCCUUAGUGGGACUCAAGUGAGCAUGUGUGCACACAGGUGCAGGCCCACACAUGCAUGGUUGUCACGCUGGCCCAGAGCCAGCUGGUCGGGCAAGCGCUGCACUUCUGGGGUAGAAGCUGCUGGGACUUCCCAUGCUGCUGUGAGAAACACAAGUUGUGUGCUGCCCCCACGGAGCUCAGGGCCGGAAUCCUCACGUGAUGUGACGGGUGAAAAGGCGUCAGUGCACCCGUAGCCCUGUAUUUAUCACAUCCCACAAGGCGGCAUGGAGACACCGUCCUGUGGCAGCUUUGGGCAGCAGUGUGUGUGAAUGUGUGUAAGGUACCAAGUAAAGCACGUGAGGAAGUGGGA